AUGAUUGUGGAUGGAGAGUAUGCGAUUGUAAGCAGUAGCGGACGAUGAGCUAGCUGCUCAGACGCUGCAAGUGUUUCUUUGUUUUGUUUGUGUGAAGAUUGGCAGCGCCAACAUGAAUGACCGCUCGAUGCUCGGGUCCGGCUUGACUUGUGUGUGCACGACUAGAGUGUGCGCCUUGUCUCUGUGAUGGCAUCAGAUACAUGGACCUCGAGACGGCCAUGGAAGUCCGCGGACCGGAGGCCGUCAAGUCGUUCCGCGAUCAGCUGUUCAAGCCCAAAGUACACAAGAGGAUCGCUCCAAUGUAAGCACUCUCUUUGCGGAUCUAUGACAAGUCGACACAUUCUCGUGCGUUCACCUAUGCGUGUCUUUGCAGCUACGCACAGGAACUCCUCGAUAAGCUCGACAAAAAGCCUCACGAGCUUGCCAAGCUCUUCCACCAAUCCACCGAGUUCAACGCAAGAGUCAGCCAAGUUGCACGCAUCGACCCGUCUGAGCGGCUGGGGCUAUCCCCUUGUGUCUCCGCCUUGUUCGGGUCCCUUCAGGCCCUUUACGGAUUGACGCGAGGCGGACUGACACGUUUCACAAUUCUGCCUCACGACCCUCUGGACACGAACUUCAAAAAGCAGUACGAUUGAUGGCGGCACAACAGUCACUGCUUGCAUGCUGGUGUUUGGUUUUAGCCGCUCCAUCUUUGAGACGAACUUCACCUGGACGGGUGGAAUUUCAAACGAGAUUGUCGAGUACGCCCUCUGUGAGCGGCACGAUAUAUGGUCUGCAUAUGGUGCAUUCAUGUGAAUGUCUCCUUGGUGCGACCAUGCAGGCAACAAGGUCUGGCUGCUACAGCCGGGUGACCAGACUGCGAAGGAAAACCAGCUGCGCGACCGUGUGGAGGCCAUCAGCCAACUGUUCCCCUGGCACAUCUGGUGAUGCAUUUUUUAUGAGAAUAGGUGAAGCAGAUUUAUGUCUAUACUUCUGCAUCAUGUGACUUAUCCUUUAUGGAAUUUUCCACUGUCCAGCAUCUUCGGCAGGAGAGCCGGCAAAUACAAGUGAGGAUCGACUCGCAAAUCGACGCCUGACUGAUUCAAUAACUGACUCGCGUCUUUGGUGCUAUGUCUCUUGGUUUCUGUCUGCUUGCAGGGCGAUGAUGGAUCGGACGACGAUGGAUGGCAAUGCAACUUAUAUCGAGAUGUCAGAGGAGGUUUGCCCUCACGACAACGAUGCCAAUGGCAUACAACUGAAGCAGUCAGCUGGAGGAGAACAGGAGAACACCGAUUUGUGA
Vitrella brassicaformis is the source of this 1279-nucleotide messenger RNA. NCBI's taxonomy places the organism in Eukaryota, Vitrellaceae. The record is from the annotation of a GenBank genome assembly.